AGCCUUUGGGCGACUAUGGGAGAGCAGCUGCGCCUUUGUGGGUCUUUGUCGCUUUAAGAAACGCGCUUGAAGGCUUUUUUUGUUCUUCUCGUGUAAUUGAUCGCUGAACUGUGAGCCUGUUUUGGGGCCGGAGACCCGUGCCGAAACACGGAGGAGCCGCUAUAUUUGAAGGAAAUUGUAUUUGCAGCCAUUUCCCCCCCAUUUUCUGUUUCGCAGGUUUAGCGUAAAAGGCUGAAUAACGGCGCCGCUUUGAGACCCAGCACCAUCCCAAAUCCGGGUGAUGCUGCGGCACAGCCCCUUCCCCCAGUAGCGGCACCGGCUAAUGGACCAGCAGAACCAGCGGACAGCACCGUGAAGUGAACUUUUCGCUAUCAUGACGACCCAAGUUACCCUCGAAGAUGCUCUGUCCAACGUGGACCUGCUGGAGGAGCUGCCGCUCCCAGACCAGCAGCCCUGCAUCGAGCCCCCCCCCUCCUCCAUCAUGUACCAGGCUAAUUUCGACACCAACUUUGAGGACAGGAACGCAUUCGUCACCGGGAUCGCCCGCUACAUCGAACAGGCCACCGUCCACUCCAGCAUGAACGAGAUGCUGGAGGAGGGCCAAGAGUACGCAGUCAUGCUGUAUACCUGGCGAAGCUGCUCUCGUGCCAUUCCACAGGUGAAGUGCAACGAGCAGCCCAACCGAGUAGAGAUCUACGAGAAGACAGUAGAGGUUUUAGAACCUGAAGUUACCAAGCUCAUGAAAUUCAUGUACUUCCAGAGGAAGGCCAUCGAACGCUUCUGCAAUGAAGUCAAGCGUCUCUGUCAUGCCGAGAGGAGGAAGGACUUUGUGUCCGAGGCCUACUUGCUGACGCUUGGCAAGUUCAUCAACAUGUUUGCCGUGCUGGACGAGCUGAAGAACAUGAAGUGCAGCGUGAAGAAUGACCACUCUACAUACAAGAGGGCGGCCCAGUUUCUGAGGAAAAUGGCCGACCCGCAGUCUAUCCAGGAGUCUCAGAACCUGUCCAUGUUCUUGGCCAAUCACAACAGGAUCACGCAGUGUCUUCACCAGCAACUGGAGGUGAUCCCAGGUUACGAGGAGCUACUGGCCGACAUCGUCAACAUCAGCGUGGACUAUUACGAGAACAAAAUGUACCUCACUCCCAGCGAGAAGCACAUGCUGCUGAAGGUCAUGGGCUUCGGGCUGUACCUGAUGGACGGCAACGUCAGCAACAUCUACAAACUGGACGCCAAGAAGAGGAUAAACCUCAGCAAGAUUGACAAGUUCUUCAAGCAACUCCAAGUCGUUCCCCUGUUUGGGGACAUGCAGAUCGAAUUGUCCCGAUACAUCGAGACCAGCGCCCAUUAUGAGGAAAACAAGUCCAAGUGGACAUGCACCCAGAGCAGCAUCAGCCCACAGUAUAACCUGUGUGAGCAGAUGGUGCAGAUCCGUGACGACCACAUCCGCUUCAUCUCGGAGCUGGCGCGCUACAGCAACAGCGAGGUGGUGACCGGCUCGGGCCUGGACAGCCAGAAGUCCGACGAGGAGUACAGGGAGCUCUUCGACCUGGCGCUCAGGGGCCUGCAGCUGCUGUCCAAGUGGAGCAGCCACGUCAUGGAGGUGUACUCCUGGAAGCUGGUCCACCCGACCGACAAGUUCUGCAACAAGGACUGCCCCGGCACGGCGGAGGAGUACGAGAGAGCCACGCGCUACAACUACACCAGCGAGGAGAAGUUCGCCCUGGUGGAGGUCAUCGCCAUGAUAAAGGGCCUCCAGGUUCUCAUGGGCCGCAUGGAGAGCGUCUUCAACCAGGCCGUCCGGAACACCAUCUACGCAGAGCUGCAGGACUUCGCACAGAUGACCUUGAGGGAGCCCCUGCGACAGGCUGUACGCAAGAAGAAGAACGUCCUCAUUAGGUAGCGCGGUAGCUCCGUCCUAGGACCCUGUGCCAUGUAGGCGUCCGUGCAGGUGCCAGAGAUAAAAAUCGUGUUCACUAAUAAUCAUAAAAUGAAACGGUCAGCAAACACAAUUUAUGGAACCUAAUCGGAGGGCCCAGGAGUAUGAGGUCAGUGGUGACAUCCUUCUGCUCGCUCAUAAAUGUCCUUCACGGCCAUCCGUCUUCCAGGAUUGCUGAUCCGUAAUAGUGUUGUGCAGCCUAUCUCAGAGAAGAAGGCAGCAGGGCACCGUGGAGGAUGC
Molecule: messenger RNA, 2176 nt
Organism: Brienomyrus brachyistius
Lineage: Eukaryota; Metazoa; Chordata; Actinopteri; Osteoglossiformes; Mormyridae
Product: cytoplasmic FMR1-interacting protein 2-like
Biological process (GO): regulation of actin filament polymerization; axon guidance; cell projection assembly
Cellular component (GO): synapse; neuron projection
Molecular function (GO): small GTPase binding
Source: RefSeq, a predicted model, not a curated record